UCCACAUGGACAAGGAGUUCCAUCUUCACCUGCUGUAAGCUAUGAUGUUUUCUGAGAUCAGUUCCUAAUUUAGGCAUAGUAAACAUAUCUUUGUUCUGUUAUAGAUAAUUUAUCUGCAAUCAUCUAGAACCUGCUACUCUUGUUCCUCUUCAGCUUAUAAAGUCAAGUGGAACCAAAUGCAUAAUGGUUGGUGACCCAAAGGAACUUCCUGCAACUAUCCUCUCAAAUGUUGCGAGUAAAUAUCUUUACGAGUGCAGCAUGUUUGAACGUUUACAAAGGGCAGGGCAUCCUGUUAUCAUGCUUACUGAGCAGUUAACAUGGUCAAAUGUAUCUAUUCAAGCUGAAGGCUUGCCAUGGUGCAGAUUUCCUUUCCUGGCAAAGUUUUCUUGUGAGAAAAGAAGUGAUGAAGAAGAAGCAACAGCAGCAGAAAGAGCAAGUGAAGUGAAUUUUGCAGAUGAGAUAAGUGGAAUUAACAUAGGACCUCCUUCACCAACUUCAUCUAUUAAUUAUUAGAGCAGCCAAAAUUGUUCAAAUAAGUUAGGAAAUUGAAUAGGAGUUGCUUGCAAUAUAGGUCUUUUAAUUUACUAGUAUGAGGAAAAUCAUUUAGAGUAUUUGGAUACUCAUUAACAACUUUUAAUUUACUCAAUAGAUUUUGUUGAUGUAUGUUUGUUACUUAUUAUUAUAGUUGAUGUAUCAAUACACUUUGUUUA
Messenger RNA from Arachis ipaensis, 710 nucleotides. Lineage: Eukaryota; Viridiplantae; Streptophyta; Magnoliopsida; Fabales; Fabaceae. The record is from RefSeq and is a predicted model, not a curated record.